Molecule: messenger RNA, 2896 nt
Organism: Lutra lutra (Eurasian river otter)
Lineage: Eukaryota; Metazoa; Chordata; Mammalia; Carnivora; Mustelidae
Exons: 3
Coding region: 527-1357 (276 amino acids)
Source: RefSeq, a predicted model, not a curated record
CUCAGACUCCUCCGUGGGUCAGGACUGUUCGUUGGUCUAGGCUCAGCCGGGAGGGCAGUUACUGGAAUGUGCGGGGUCAGGGGCUGCGACCCAUCAUCCGUAGGGUCAGGCCAUGCAGGGACACAGUGUAUACAGCCGGCCCUGGGCCUGGAGAAGUGCUUAAACCUUGCUGCUUGUGGUGAGCGGAGGAGCCCAAGAGCAGACUGAGGCCACUGGAGAGGCUGACAGGCUGACAGGCUCCCUGGGGACCAGGACAGGGGACCCAACCCCUCCCCCGACAUCCCUGUGCUCCGCAUGGACAAGGACAGACAGACAGCUUCUCGAGGGCCCAUGGCCACAAGAGCCAGCCACACCUGCCCCUGCAGCUGGGGCAGAGAGGCUCAGAGGAGGUGAAGGGACUGAAGGACCCGCUCACCAGGCUCCGCCCACUCCCAGCGCCCGGCAGGUCCCCAGCACCUUCCUCCAGGGCCUCCUGCACUGGCAGCUCCUCUGAAGGUCUUCAGUGACAGGUGUGGAUCCGGUUUGGAUGCGGAUGGAGUGGAAGGAGGCGGCCCCAUGGGUGGCUCCCGCCCCCCACAAGAUGCCCCGCCCCCCUCCUGUGGGCUCAGCUUCAGUUUUCCAGGAUAAGGGAGGCCUCAAGGGCACAGAUGCCUCCUCCCUGUCCCACGGGGGCAGGACAGGACUUGGCGGCCCCUGGAGAGAUCCUGUGCCUUCUGGCUUCCCCUGGAAACGUGUGCCUGGCAGGCCUCCCUUGUGCUGCGCUCCUGGUCUCAGCCCUCCCUUCUGCCAGGAAAGGGCCGGUUCCUGCUGGGCCAGCUGGGGCCACUUCCUAAACUCCCGGGGCCUCGGCCUUCUCCUCCUCCUCCCGCGGGAGACCCUGGGACAGCCUUUGAACAGGGCGGACAGCUGGGAGGUGGGCGUCCAAGGGACCAGGGCUGACCUGAUGAUGCCCCUCAGAUGCCUGGGUUCAAGGCCUGUGGCGCCACCUGCUGGCCGUGUGCUGUGGGCACGUGUAAGAACCUCUUGGUGCCUUUGCUGUCCUCCCAAGGUGGUGGUAAUGAGGGAACCGCCUCCGCUGGCGUCUGCGCAGAGACCCAGGGCGCAUGUGGGCUUCUGGGCGAGGGUCACCCCUCAUUCCGGUUCGCUGCGGGGAGAGCCUCGGAGCAGCAUGAGCUUUCUGAGCCCGGCCAUCCUUGUCCACGUCAGGCCUCAGCCCGGAGGCUGGGGGGAGCUAAAGGUCAGAGUGUCCUUCAGCAGCCUCCCAGGGAGCCAGGAGUCCGUCCCUCUGCACUCUCCAAGGCAGGGUCCUGUUGGCCUGGCCAGUGAGUCCAUUUUCCAAGAAGGACUCAGCAGGUGAGGUGACUGGUGUUCUCUUUGGUUUUGUUUCUCAUGACCGAAAACAGGAGUAUGUGAUUGUUUCUCAUGCACCCUCAAUUGUAAUCAAGUUUUAAUCACCCGGAGAGGAAGCAAAAGUCCAAGUUCAAUGCUAAGUCCAUCUCUCCCAUGAAAAGAGAAGAAGGUCAUUGCAGGUGGAACAUGAUUGGGGGACCAUGGACCUCACGGUGUCACUCUGUGGCCCAGGCGGUGAAUUUGGUUUGAGGACCUCUCUCUGGAAGGGUUUCAUGACCAGAUCAUCCUGGACAUGGCUGCACAGGCUUUGGGCUUCAACGUAUAUCUCUUGCUAGGCCAUGACUUUCUCCUCAUUUAUUCUCUCUUCCAUUCUGUUGUCUUUUGGGGCUCAUUUGUUGGUUGUUCACAGAAUCUUACAGAGUAACUCUCUUCCAGUGAAUCCCAUCCCCAGAGAGCUCAUGUUGGCCUCCUCAAGUUCUUUCUGGAAUCUGCGUCCUUGGAGGAGCUCUGCUGGUGUUUUCAAAAGGUUCCUUGUUGGCUUGCCUUUAUUUUUUUUUUUCAGAAGCAGAUACUCUUUUAACCCCUUUUUGCUUUUUUGUGGUGACUUUUUUUGAGCUUUUACUAAAUCCAUCGUUGAUCCCUUGAUUGGUUUAUGGAGUGUACCAGAAGAAAAACAUGGUCAUUAUGGGCUCCCCGCGAGACUUCAGAACUACCUGACCUAAGCCUGUAAGCCUGGGUGGGGUAGCCAGCACCAACCCAACCUUGCCCUCUCCAUCUGUAGCGUUAGAUAUUGAGGGUUUGUCUAAGAUUAUGGGGUUUUGGCUCCAAUGGAUCAGACAAGUCAGAACUGGCCUAGGUACUUCCUUUAGAAGACUGGUUUUCUCAUGUCCUUCCUAUUUCUCCAGGAGUAAUGGACUUGUUUAUUUCACUCUCUGUUGUUUCAAUUCUUGUGUCUUGUUGAUUAGGGAGUGUCACUAAGUAGUUGUCAUCCAAGGUCCAAGGAUUGGCCACUGAGAUAUGACCCUCCCCUCAAGAGGGUUUGUACCUGAUUUGUUGGGCUUUACUUGAGGCAAUGACCGGCCACCUUCCUCACCCCCAUGGCAUCUCAUCUCCCUGAAGGAGCCAUCCCGCCACACUGGUUAUGUCCCAGUGCCCCAGUGGUCCCAGAUGGACUCGUCAAUAAGAGUUGAGUUUGUAGGGUAUUAGGAAGGAAUGUGUCAGAAGAAGUGUAGGGGCUGGAGAGUCUCUAUGUGCCCAGACUUCUCUACACCUUGUCCCCAGGGGACAAGUGAUUACCCGGCCAACAGCCAGCUCCUAUUCUAACUGAAUCUCAGUGGAACCUUUGCAUUCACCCAUUCCCUCCCUCUGCGACUCAUCCACGGACAUCUUCCUGGAUCCACCUGCUCUCUGAGUCCCAUUGCUGCUGAGGGAACCAUCCUGACAACAUUCUGUGUCUUCCUCCAGCUUGGCCUGUCUCCCACUCCAUCCUACCUGUCCACUGUUCCCUAUAGAGUCAGAAAAUGUCCCAUGCUCUAGAGGUUAAAAA